AUGACACUAUUAUUGACAGAAAGAGAGAGUAGAGGGGAAGCCAAUUUAGGAAUUGUUGGCCAGGUUGUGAAAGUAGCAAAGGUGAAUUUUUGUGGCGAAGAAUGUAAUCAGUUUCAAACAUUUGAAGUCGAUAAUGCAUUUGAAGACAGUAAAUUGUAUGCUACUUUGUCAAAGGUAGUAUUUAUUCUGUCUUCUUUUUUUAUCUCUACCUUAUCAACAGUCGAGAUUCUUGUGAUGGAAGACCCCACAGGAUCAACGAAAAGUAGCUCAAGAUUCAAUAAUGGGAUAAAAAAAAAGAAAAGAAAAGAAAACAAGAUACCAAUAGUAAUACGUCUGACCAUUGACCUUAAAUACGGAAGAUGGAAAGAAGCUAGUAAUGAGCAUUCAUAUUUUGAAUAUAUCACUAUAACUGGAUCAAUCAACCUUACUAUAUAUUUCUUUUAUCUGAAUGUAGCUGUAAAGAAGUAUUGUAAGGCAUACUGCUUAUGUGAUGCGUUAUCUAUUCUCAACAAUAAAGAGAUAAUAGAUCAAUGCUAA
This is a messenger RNA of Cokeromyces recurvatus, 537 nucleotides long. RefSeq lists its product as uncharacterized. Bases 1 to 537 code for a protein of 178 amino acids. The record is from RefSeq and is a predicted model, not a curated record. The transcript is spliced from 6 exons. NCBI's taxonomy places the organism in Eukaryota, Fungi, Mucoromycota, Mucoromycetes, Mucorales, Mucoraceae.